AAGGAUCGUGCAUCAAUGUUCUCCAAGUUUAGAUUCGGUGGAAGGAAGGGGAUGCCUGGAGAGUCUGAAUCAUCUACAGAUGGGUCAAAGACGGUUGAAGUCCCCUCAAAGGGCCCUGAUGGCAAAACCGUGUUUAAACCAAAGCAUCUUACAAUCUGCUGGAAGGAAGAGAGUCAAUAUUGGAGUAUUCCUGAAGGGGAUGGUCCUGCAGAGCUGCUGGAGGUGUGCUGGCUUGAUGUAAGUGGUGAAAUGCCUGUAACCAAAGGGAAGGCGUAUGAAGUUAGCUUUAUGUUAUCCAUGAACACAGAGAAUUCCUUUGGCUGGGACGAUCAUGUUACGGUGAUGGCUAGGAUAGGAAAGGAGGGAGAGUAUCAGCGCGAAAAAAUUGAUCUAUCAAAAUUAAGCGGGGAAGUAAAGGAAUUUCCUCCGGAUCAUAAGUGUCGGGUUGAAAGUGAUAAAAAAUCUGGAAGUAACGAGACGCUCUAUUUUGGCUUGUAUGAAGUGUGGACUAACAAAUGGAAGGGUGGUCUACGGAUUCAUGAGGCCAUAGUUCAGGAAAUACCAGCUGGGAAUAAUAUUGCUUCUACAUCUAAUACCCGUUCCGACGAAAUACCAGCUGGGAUUUGAUCAGCGGACCAGAUUGCAUCUCCUAGUUAUCUAUUAUAUCUAUUUUCGUCAGUGUCAUAUUUGAAGUUAUUUUGAUUUUCUUAGUUAGCCCAACCAUGGCAAACUUAUAAUAUGCACUGCUAGGACUCUAGUUAUUUAGCUAUGGUUUGAAUAAACACUAGUCUAAAGACUCUUUCUCCAGAGCUUUUCUGUUUGUCUUAUGAUAUGCUACGUCAACAUCCUAAAAUUAAUCCUCUGGGUUU
Messenger RNA from Populus euphratica (Euphrates poplar), 869 nucleotides. RefSeq names its product protein PHLOEM PROTEIN 2-LIKE A9-like. Lineage: Eukaryota; Viridiplantae; Streptophyta; Magnoliopsida; Malpighiales; Salicaceae. Bases 16 to 627 code for a protein of 203 amino acids. The record is from RefSeq and is a predicted model, not a curated record. The transcript has 4 exons.